AGGUGGGAAGCCCCAGCCCUGCUGACGCACCUGGCUGGGAUCGUGUCUGGGAGGCGGCAGCUGGAACAGCCCUGCCUUGUGGGCUGCCGGCUUUGUUGAGGUGGGAUCGAUUGCGAAGCAGGAAGUCUGGGCCGCUCCCACCGCCUUGCUCGCGGGAGGCAGGUCCGAGGCCAGGCGCUCGGGGAGUGGAAACAAGGCGCUGCCCUGUCGAGCUGCGGGGUAGAGCACACAGGGCCGGGGAGGAAGAACAGCAAGCAACCAGGACUUUGCACCCUCCAGGAAAGGGUGCUGGAGGCUGGUCCGCGUGAUCGGCCGCACGUGCCAGGGGGAGACUUGGAUCCAGCCGUGUGUCGGGCAGCACCCCCAGUCGGGGUGCCCUCCUAGCCAUGAGUGCUGCAGAGGUGCAGCCCAAAUCCCGGUGCCCAGUUGCAAGGGGGUCCCAGGCGGAGAGUGCGGCGCGGCGCAGCGCCCGCCACCCCCCAGGGAAGAUGCCUAUCCUGAAGCAGCUCGUGUCGAACUCGGCCCACUCCAAGCGCCGCUCGCGCGCGGACCUGACGGCCGAGAUGAUCAGCGCGCCGCUGGGUGACUUCCGCCACACCAUGCACGUCGGCAGGGCUGGGGACGCCUUCGGCGACACCUCCUUCCUCAACAGCAAGGCCGGGGAGCCCGAGCCCCCCGAGGAGCCGGGCGCCUCCAAGCCGGGCCUGCUGUCCCGCCGCUUCCGCAGCAGCAAGCGGUCGCAGUCGGUGACGCGCACGGACCGGCGGGACAUGCUGGGCUCGCUGCGGGACUCGGCGCUGUUCGUGAAGAACGCCGUGUCCCUGCCGCAGCUCAACGAGAAGGAGGCCGACAAGAGCGCCGGGAAGCUGCCCAAAAGCCUCUCGUCCAGCCCGGUCAAGAAGCCCCCCGAGGAGAAGCAGCACCCCAACGGGGCAGCCGCCCGGCCCCAGAGCCCCGGGCUGGACGAGCGGGACUUCGGGGACAUCACCGAGCUGCCCGUCGUGGUGUCCAAGAACAGCACGGGCAUGAAGCAUGCCGAGUCCAUCCUGUCCUUCCACAUCGACCUGGGGCCCUCCAUGCUGGGCGACGUCCUGAGCAUCAUGGACAAGGAUCCGUGGGAGCAGGAGGAAGACUCCGGCGCCGAGGAGCCCCCCUGGGGCACGGGCUCCCCCCAGGCCCUCCGGCUCGGCCAGGAAGGGAAAGCCCUGCCGGAUUCCCCGCUGGCGGCACCGGCUCGCCAGCACGAGAGCAGGGCCGCGGCUUGCAGCCCCGGUUUGUCCAGCAGCCACGUCAGCAGGGACAGCAGCUCGGUUUCCAGCUGCGCUUCGGGGGCGCUGGAGGAAGGCAGCCCGGUCCCUGGCGCCCGCAGCCCGCGGGUCCCCGAGGGCGCCCGGGCUGGGCCCCCGAAACGGCCCGACAGGGAGUUCUCGUUCAUGGAUGAGGAGGACGACGAGAUCCGCGUGUGAAGCAGGCGGCUGGCUUGGGGCGGGGGGGACGGGUCUGGCUUGGGUGCGCACCCGCUCGAACCCGAGAAGGGAUAACCUAAAACGGACCGUAUAGGAACAAGCCGCAGCGGGAAAAACUCGACUCCUCCAGCCCUCUUUCCUUCCCCGCCGUCUCCUCUCCCACAUGCCCCUGUCCCCACGGACAUGCUGGACCUGGCGGCCGCGAGGAGGGGACGGAGCCGUUCCCGGGGGCAAGCAAGGACGGAGGAUCUUCUCCGAGUGCCUCGUUCUGCCGAGCUGUGAGGGUCCUCUCGCCGCUCUGGAGAAGACUGCUGUCCUCUCCCAAGAAGCGACCUCUGGCACGUCCAUCCAGGGGCGAAGACUUUAUUUUCUUUUCCUUUUUAACUGGACUUUCAUAUGAACUGGAUCUACUGCCCGCGUAAAGCAAUAGUCGAAGGACCAAGCUGUAACGUUGCAGGCCCCGUUAGUCGUGUGUGGGUAUAAUUUCCCCCUCUCUGUUUUUAUUGAUCUCUGGUUUGUAUUUGUCAUGUUCGUUUUUUUUCCCCCCCCUUUUUAUAACCGGGGAGGAGAGUGCAGAUGGCACAAACGGGGCAUGGGAAGCCAUGGGGGUACGCAGGACUGUCAAAAACCCCAGGGCCUGAGGCUUCAUUUGGCCAGCACCCCAGGACCCCUCACCACUUGCAGCAGGGGAUGGGGCUGGGGGCUCUGACUCUCUUUUUAUCGUUGCUUGUGGCUGUCGGGAUCCCGGCACGUCUCGCCCUGUGGCUACAGGGGCAGGUCUGAGACGGGAACCCCGGUAGUCUGGGUGAAGAGGUGCACACAUGCCUGGUUUCUUGCUGCCCCCAACACCCCUGCAGCAGUCAAACCCUCCCACCCCUGGUCCCUUUGUGCCUCGGGCCGUGCCUGCUACCUGCGUUCUCGGAGGCAGCUGCACCGCGCGGGGCCGGACCCGGCGGGAAAGGAGCAGGGAUGAUGAUAGUGGGGGGGAAAUAAGGGCUCUGGCUCUUAAGUUUUUUAAAGCACAAGGGGGUGAGUCUGUCUUGCAAGCAAUGGGAGCCUGGCAUGCCGGGGUACAGGGACUGGGGGUGCCCUGCUCCACCCUCCCUGGGCAAAGCCCAACCCUUCUGCCAUGUGGCUGUGACCUUGGCACCCAGACCAGGAAGGCGAGCACCUGCCCCAGGGCAACAACGAACACUAACGAGCCUUUCUAUUUAAUUGUUUCUUUCUCAAACACUAUGCUGGAUCCUUGCCUCCGUGCCCCCUACUUCAAGGACUGAGGCAGGCACUGGUGGGCAGGAGAAGGGGCCCGCGCCCAGGGACUUCCUUGUUUGUUUUUUACCAUGUAGGUCGAACGGAAAGAAUAAAACUCAAUGGUAGUGAC
Messenger RNA from Gavialis gangeticus (Gharial), 2847 nucleotides. RefSeq names its product CDC42 effector protein 4 (gene CDC42EP4). The transcript has 2 exons. Bases 387 to 1466 code for a protein of 359 amino acids. NCBI's taxonomy places the organism in Eukaryota, Metazoa, Chordata, Crocodylia, Gavialidae. The record is from RefSeq and is a predicted model, not a curated record.